AUGGUCCCGCGCGUGCGCAGGCGCCGCCAGCCGAGCGCCGAGCCGCCAGCGCGCGGUGCUCGACUAGCCAGGCCUGGCUCCGCCGGAAGAGACGCGCGGGGCGGGGCGCAAAGCAUUGUGGGUCCUGGGCUUCCGUGGCCCCGGCCUCUUCCCUCGGGCGGGGAUGGCGACGGUGCUGUGACUUUCCGGCCGCCGCGCCCCACCCCCCCCCCUCCGGCACGGUGCCGCGUACACAGUGGGCGCUCAGUACCCGGGGGCGACGGGACUGAUCGGCCGUGGUUCAGCCCUCUGGGGACCCAGAUCCGAAGCGGGACCCGGCGAGAGCGGGUCCGCUCCGAAAGCACCGCGCGCCCAGCAGGUGCCGGGCGGGCUGCGAGGGCGGGAGAUGCCAGCGCUGAGAAGACACGCAGCGGCGUCCUCGGCGGGUCUGCGUGUGUGUGGCCACCGGGAACACUGACUCCCUUCAGAGCUCGUGACUCGGUGCUGCUGACUCCCCUGAACUCCAGGCCCACAUUUGGACACGAGGCACAUCGUCGUGGGCACAGAAGUCAGACCUUGAAGCCACCCUGCCUCCUCAUUCCCUACAUCCGGUCCUUGAGUGAAUUCUGUUGGCUCUCCCUUCAAAGUAUAUCCGGAACUGUGUUUGACUUGUUCCAGACUGCCACCCUGAUCCUGUUCUAGAUUUCAAAAGGCUGUAAGAAAUAGUAACUAACUGCAACGCAAAAUGAAAAUAGAUGUAAAAAGAUGUUUCGAGGGACUCCUGUGUGGCUCAGUCGGUGAAGAGGCCGACUUCGGCUCAUGUCAUGAUCUUGCAGCUUGUGAGUUCGAGCGCAGAGCCCAUUUUGGAUCCUCUGUCUAACCCUCCCCACUUGCUCUUUCAGAAAUAAACAUUCAAAAAUAAACAUUUAGAGAACGACUGGGGACGUUAGAAUGUGUCACGAGGCACAUCUGGGUGGCUCAGUCAGGUUAAGCGUCCGACUCCGUUUUGGCUGAGGUCAUGAUCUCACAGUUCUGGAGACUGAGCCCCAUGUCAGGCUCUGCGCUGACAGCGCAGAGCCUGCUGGGGAUUUUCUGUCUCUCCUCUCUCCCCCUCCCUCACUCUCUCGGAAUAAACAUUAAAAACAGAAAAAAAAAAAAAAGUGUCAUGAUACUAGAUGAUAUUGUGGGAUAAUUGUUCACAUGGGCCUGAUGCUGGCGCUGGGCCGUGGAGAGUUGCUUUUCCUAGAGAGGCAAGCUGGCAGGCAUU
Panthera uncia (snow leopard) is the source of this 1246-nucleotide messenger RNA. RefSeq lists its product as uncharacterized. Lineage: Eukaryota; Metazoa; Chordata; Mammalia; Carnivora; Felidae. The coding region runs from base 1 to 681 and encodes 226 amino acids. The record is from RefSeq and is a predicted model, not a curated record. The transcript is spliced from 4 exons.